AUCAUGUGACUUGUGAUUUCUCAAAUAUUUCUGAUAACCGAAUGGCAGGCCAAAGCAAAAAACGAAAUUAAAAGAAAUUAUUGCUUUUUUCAAUUAACCCUGGUUUAAUAUAGCUAGUAAAAUGUCGAAUAAAACUAAGAAGAGCACCGGUGGCAACGGUGGAGGACUGAAACAAGGCCGCCAGCAAUCGCACGACUCGCAGGACUACAGCUCGUUCAAGACGGUCCUGUACUAUUGCAUGCUCAUCGUUUUCCUGCCCGUGCUCACUUUCUUCGUCCUGAAAGGUUUCGUUCUGGAUCGAUUCCUCGACAUUUCGGAAGUCAAAGUCAAUAUAGCAGCUGCCGUGGGAGCGGUCGUAUCAUUGCACAUCGCUCUGGCACUUUAUAUCUACAGGGCCUACUUCGGAGCAUCCGGUUCCAAGGCCUCCAAAGCGGACUAAUCCUCAUUCACCCGGACUGUUUUCCCCAUUUCCAUUAACCAUAGGUCGGCAAAGCACUCUUGUACAUACAUACUAUACAUAUACAAAUGUUUACAUGCCCGCGAGGGAGGAGAAAGUCGCCUGUAAACCGUGUGUAAUCGUUUUCCAUUGCAUAAGUUUCGAUAACGGCGUGGAAAGCGAGUUGUCAAGUGUUCUGUGUGCAUAAUUUGUAUUAAAAAAGACAUAAAUAAGUGAAAA
This is a messenger RNA of Drosophila gunungcola (fruit fly), 676 nucleotides long. RefSeq names its product vacuolar ATPase assembly integral membrane protein VMA21 homolog. Gene Ontology annotation, cellular component: endoplasmic reticulum membrane. Bases 122 to 439 code for a protein of 105 amino acids. Gene Ontology annotation, biological process: vacuolar proton-transporting V-type ATPase complex assembly. The record is from RefSeq and is a predicted model, not a curated record. The transcript has 2 exons. NCBI's taxonomy places the organism in Eukaryota, Metazoa, Arthropoda, Insecta, Diptera, Drosophilidae.